This is a messenger RNA of Alosa alosa (allis shad), 3813 nucleotides long. Its product is annotated as integrin alpha-2-like. Gene Ontology annotation, molecular function: integrin binding. The record is from RefSeq and is a predicted model, not a curated record. Gene Ontology annotation, cellular component: integrin complex; external side of plasma membrane. Gene Ontology annotation, biological process: cell-matrix adhesion; integrin-mediated signaling pathway; cell adhesion mediated by integrin. Lineage: Eukaryota; Metazoa; Chordata; Actinopteri; Clupeiformes; Clupeidae.
AUGCGGUCUGUUGAAGUUAUUUUCCUUGUUGUACUAAGUAACAACCUUCGUUCAGCAGAGCCCUUCAAUGUUGGAACAAUGGGAGUGAAAAUAUUCUCUGGACCUGCAAAUGAGCAGUUUGGUUAUACAGUGCAACAGUUAACAAAUCACAAGGGCAAAUGGCUCUUAGUUGGUUCUCCUUGGAACGGUUACCCUGACAACAGGCGAGGAGAUGUGUACAAGUGUCAGAUAUCAGGGUCUAAAACCACCUGUGACAGACUUAACCUCCAAAACUCAGUGAGUGUCCCAUCAGUGACAAAUGUCAACAUAAACAUGAGCCUUGGAAUGACACUCACAAGAAUACCAAAAACCAAUGGACUGAUGACUUGUGGUCCACUGUGGGCUCAGCAGUGUGGGAGUCAGUAUUUCUACCCUGGAGUCUGUACACACAUGAGCCCCCUCUUCAGUGUUCAGAGGACACAAGCUCCUGCCUUACAGACUUGUGGAGGUCCAAUGGAUCUCAUAAUUGUUCUUGAUGGCUCUAACAGCAUCUAUCCAUGGGGCCCCAUGAAUGAAUUCCUCCAGAAGUUGAUCCCAUCUCUGGAUAUUGGGCCACACAGUACCCAAGUAAGUGUUAUACAGUAUGCAGUGGACCCACACUUCGAGUUCAGACUGAAUCAGUACAAAACCAAAGCAGAAGUCUUGAACGCUGCAUCUGCCAUUACACAGAAAUAUGGCCACUCUACCAACACCUUCCACGCAAUUGAUUUUGCCAGUGAUUUUGGAUUCAAAGCUGAAAAUGGUGGGCGGCCAGGCGCAGCUAAAGUCAUGGUGGUGGUGACGGAUGGGGAGUCUCAUGACAUUGCCUUUUCGGGGCGGGUGCUGGCCAAGUGUGAGGCAAACAAAAUCACACGCUUCGGCAUCGCCGUAUUGGGGUCCUAUAUAAGAAAUAACAAAGACCCGUCAAAGCUCAUUGAAGAAAUUAAGUCCAUUGCCAGUAAGCCAACAGACAAUUUUUUUUUCAAUGUGUCAGAAGAGGCAGCACUGGUUAAAAUUGCUGGGACUCUGGGAGACAGGAUAUUCAAAAUUGAAGGUACAGUGAAAGGGGGUGACAGUUUUCAGAUGGAAAUGGCCCAAGUGGGAUUCAGUGCACACUACUCAAGUAAAGAUGACGAGCUUUUGCUGGGUGCUGUCGGUGCGUACACCUGGAGCGGUACAGUGGUGCACCAAACUGGACAGAGGACAGACAUCUUCCCUUUCUCCACGUUCCAGGACAUCCUGCAGGACAACACCCACCACAGCUCACUGCUAGGAUAUUCUGUGACAACACUGCAUGAUGGAGCAGUACAGUAUUAUGUGGCUGGUGCUCCACGAUCUAACCAUUCUGGUCAAGUCAUCGUUUACACAUUAAACUCUCAAAGGAAGCUCACAGUAGUGGACUCUGAGAGAGGAAAACAGAUUGGAGCGUAUUUUGGCAGUGUACUGUGUGCUUUAGAUGUGGAUAAAAAUGGCGUGUCUGACUUGCUCUUGGUGGGAGCACCCAUGUUCAUGAGCAACGUGAACAAAGAACAGGGUCGGGUCUACCUGUUUUCUGUCACCAAGGGCAUCCUUAAUGAACAGGGAUACCUCGAUGGUCCAUCCAUCUCAGACAAUGCUCGCUUUGGCACGACCAUAUCCCCCGUCUCAGACUUGGACCUGGACGGUUUCAGUGAUGUUGUGGUGGGAGCUCCACUGGAGGAUGGAGGCAAAGGGGUCGUGUACGUCUACAAUGGAGACAGAAGGACUCUUCACAAACAACACUCCCAGAGGAUACUUGGAUCAAGAUUAGAUCCCAAACUGCAGUAUUUUGGAAGGUCACUGGAUACCAGUGGAGAUAUGAAUGAUGACACGAUGCCAGAUAUUUCAGUGGGGGCACUGGGGAAGGUGGUUCAGCUCUGGUCAAGGGGAGUGGCAAAAGUGACUGCAACAGCUGUCUUCAUGCCGGAUAAAAUCAACAUACUGGGAACCAAAUGUGACGUGAAUGGCAGAAAGUUAUUGUGUGUCGAUGCCCACGUAUGUUUCAGUGCAUCAUUCAGACCAAAAACUCCUGUUGGGCCUUUAGGGAUAGCUUACAACUUCACACUUGAUGCUGAUCUCCAUUCCUCUCAUGUGGCUUCACGUGGAUUGUUCAGACAGAACAAUGACAGGGUCUUCAGUGGAACGAUCCAACUUUCUGCUAUACCUGUCUGUAAACACUAUCCAAUCUAUGUUCAGGACGCGCCAGACUUUGUGAAUCCCCUGGUGUUGCGGGUGGACGUCGGCCUUCAGAGACCAGACUCCAACCCUGUGCUGGACGCUUACUCCACCCACGCCUGGGCUUUCUCAAUUCCCUUUUCUAAAGACUGCGGCUCUGAUAAUGUGUGCUCGAUUGACCUAGUGCUUUAUGUCAAGCAGGAGAAGAAAGUUCUCAGUUCUUCUCCAAUGCUUGUCAGCUACAAGAACAGAAGACUUUCAUUUGAGGUUGUGGUGAUGAACAUGAAGGAGAAUGCCUACAACACCGAGAUAAUAGCAACGUACUCCAAGAAUCUCUUUUACGCAUCAGUCACUCCCCCGAGUGAUGGAACGGAUGUGAAAUGCUCCUCUGUACAGGAUUCACUUUCCCUUGUUUGUCAAGUAGCAUACCCUGCACUAGAAAAGAACCAACAGGUGACAUUUUUUGUUCACUUUGAUUUCAAUCUCAACCACCUACAAAGCAAAGCACAAGUGGAUUUUAUGGCCCAAAGUGAUGGCAAAGAAGAUCGUCCAGAGGACAACAAAGUUGGCAUCACAGUCCCCGUCCGUUACAACUCUGAACUCAUCCUGACAAAAAAAUCAAGUAUGAAUUUUUAUGUAGUUGAAGAGAACAAACCUUAUAAAACCUCCAUUAAAGACUUUUAUGACAUUGGACCAGAGUUCAACCUAAGUGUGAAAGUUACUACAGUUAAUGUUCCUGUGGGUCUGGCCUACCUGUCAGUGUCUUUGCCGACCACCACUAAAGGAGGAAAUCCACUCCUGUACCUGACCUCCCUCAGCACCCAACCAACACGGGCUGUGUUGUGCGAGGCCAGUGGUGUAGUCGACCCUCUGAAGAUCGGGACAAAGCCUCACAGUGUCUCUUUCAAGAACGAGAACCUCAGAGGCAUGACAAGCCUAGACUGUAAAACUGUCAAAUGUGCAUCUAUAAAAUGCGUGAUCAAGGACAUGACUGAGAAGAGUCACUAUUUCGUCAACAUCACAGCGAGGAUUUGGAACGGAACCUUCGCUUCUUCAAGUUUCCAGACCUUGGAGCUCACAGCCACCUCUGAGAUUGAAACCUCACAGCCAGAUUUGCUCAUCAUUGGGCUGAAAAAAGCAGUGGCGAGCCUCACUAUCAGUAAGCCAGGAGAGAAGGCAGAUGUGCCAGUGGGCGUCAUUGUGGGCAGUGCUAUUGGAGGACUGCUCCUGCUGGCCCUUGUAGUGGGUCUGCUUUGGAAGUUUGGCUUUUUCAAGAGGAAGUACAAGCAGCUACAGAAGGAGGCGGAGGGAGAAAUAAAAGCUGAGGAGGGACUUUAGUCUGUAAUCCAGUGAAGACUUGCACAACCACCCAGGUGCCACUAGGGAGAGCUGUCUCCCAGGCUGUCCAAAGACAUUGUUAUCUUCAGCAACAUUAAGCUGCUCUCUCCAAGAAUCUCCAAAGAAUGGUAACAAACUGUCAGAAGUUGUCAGAUCAUUUCACCAUGAACUGAAGAGGAAACAGAUUGCGUUGUGAUGACUGUGGUUCUAAUUCAAACUAUUUUUUUUACUGUUGUAAACCAGGGAGGUUUGAGCUCAAUUUAC